UGACUCCUGAUGAUCUGUUAAAGUUUGAUUGGUGCAUCGAUAUUAGUGAAGGUGUGACAGCUACUAAUACGAUUGAGAGCCCUGAUAUGAAAGUUUGGCAAAGGAAAUAUCAACUCGUUACACUAAAAGAAAAAUUUAAAAAGUUAGAAUAUCUCCGUAAUAAGUCUCGUUUACGUUUAAUAAGUACUGGUAUCUUUUGUAUUCUAGGGCUUGGUAUUGGCAUUUUACUUUUCAAAAUAGAAGACUAUGAAUCAGGGCUUAAUAUUAAGGGCGUUAUUUCAACUUCUAUUUUUGGAUCAGGGAGCGUUGGGGAGUUUUAUGAAUAUAUAGUUAUCACUCUCAUUAGUUUUUCUUGUGCCUGUCUAUGGGGGAUCAUUGCUACCUAUUUUUGCUUUGAAUAUAUUAUUCCUUUAAUAGAGGAAGAAGUUGAAAACAAAGAUAUUGAAAAUAAUAUUGCUUCUGAAUGUCUAG
Scutellospora calospora is the source of this 471-nucleotide messenger RNA. The record is from the annotation of a GenBank genome assembly. NCBI's taxonomy places the organism in Eukaryota, Fungi, Glomeromycota, Glomeromycetes, Diversisporales, Gigasporaceae.